Panthera uncia (snow leopard) is the source of this 1288-nucleotide messenger RNA. RefSeq names its product HOP homeobox (gene HOPX). NCBI's taxonomy places the organism in Eukaryota, Metazoa, Chordata, Mammalia, Carnivora, Felidae. The transcript has 3 exons. Gene Ontology annotation, molecular function: DNA binding. Gene Ontology annotation, biological process: regulation of transcription by RNA polymerase II; cell differentiation. Gene Ontology annotation, cellular component: nucleus. Bases 339 to 560 code for a protein of 73 amino acids. The record is from RefSeq and is a predicted model, not a curated record.
CCCAUCUAAUCUUGGUUGAAGAGUCUUACUUGGCUAAGAAAGAGAUCAGGCACAAGAAGGUGGUGCUGAGAAAGUUCCAUGAAAACUCAGAAGUCACCGCCUGCAUAUCAAACUUGAAUAACCAGGAGAGAUGUAACUUCGGCAUACUUUCAGCUGCCUUCCUCCUGCCCACACCGCAGGUUUUUCAGGUCCUUGCUUGAGCGUGCACUCACAGGCGUAAAUAAACGUGCUAUCAACAGCCUGCGUCAGCCAACCCAGCUAUUUAAGCGGGCUGGCAUCAGCAAACUCAGCUUCCAAAUCCAGGGCUUGUCUUUGCCACUGCCACGCGCGCCGAGACCAUGUCGGCGGAGACCGCGAGCGGCCCCACCGAGGACCAGGUGGAGAUCCUGGAAUACAACUUCAACAAGGUCAACAAGCACCCGGACCCAACCACGCUGUGUCUCAUCGCGGCCGAGGCCGGCCUUUCCGAGGAGGAGACCCAGAAAUGGUUUAAGCAGCGCCUGGCUCAGUGGCGGCGGUCGGAAGGCCUACCCUCAGAGUGCAGAUCCGUGACAGACUAAGGAGAUGGUGGGCACCAGCAGCUUCCCUCCAUGAAGACCAUCCGCUGUUUUUCUCCUCAGCUUAACCAAGCUUUUUUGGUUUUUCAGUGUAGUGCUGUGUGUUCCAUUGUUAGCUGUCCUGCUAUUUAACACAAUGUUGUAUUUUUUAAAUGUACAUAACUAGAAAAGAAAAUAACAAUAGGAAGCUAUAUGUAGCUUCUGUGUAAAGAAGUGUCUUGGCUGGAAAGUGGUGGGGCUUGCAUUUCCCUUUGGGUGUUGAUGAUGGAUGGUGUGAAAAUCAUCUGGUUUGCUUCCGACCAUCACCUCCCAGUACCAAUUUAUUUUUGCCAUCCAUUUCAGAGUAGGCAAGGCCUCUGUUGAAAAGAUAACAUGACCAAGGAGGGGGAGCAUUUCCUUCCAAUUCUACUUUCCUAAGUGGUUUUCCUUAUGUUGCAUUUAAUACAUUGAAAUUAAGUGAGAAUACAGAGGGAGAUUUGAGUCAUUUGGAUUUCAUAAAGCACUUCCUUGGAUUAUAGCUGCAUUAACUUGGAAAGAACCCAGUUAGGCUGGAAGACAGAAACUCCACCUGGCAGAAGAUCAAGUAAGAAAAAAAUCCACAAAAGUCUUGAAUUUACCUUAUUUAAAUGCAUUUGUUAAAUGUAUUUUACUAAACAAAAUGAACUGCUUUUUGUCUCUGAAAUGAUAUUCUAAAUAAAAGCCUUUUUGUUGAAAAUGCAUUGAGUCCUCUC